AUGCUCUAUAACGCCACGGUCAUCCUGUCAGUGGAUUUCAACAGUCCGGAAGACUUCCUCAUCUUCACCUUCCACAUUGUUUUCGCCACGUGUGCCGUGCUUGUAGCCGGCUCGGUGAUCAUCGGGAUCACCUCCACUCCAUAUCUUCGAGCCCAGAACCGCUUCGUGUUCAUGCUGAACACGAGCAUCAGCGACACUCUGACCGGCUUCUCCGUCUACUAUCUGGGGCUCUUUGACGUCCAAGAGGGCUAUCCCUCGAGGAAUGGGACAUACUACAUUUUGCCAUCUUUUUUAGGUGUCAAUGUGUUAACCUUCCUCUUUGCUCAGUUUGACCGCUACUUUGCCGUUUGCCAUCCGUUCUUUUACAGUCGCUACAUAACGAGAUCUGUUGUCAUUGUAAUCUGUGCUUUCUGCUGGAUUUACACAUACUUGAUUCUCACUGUGCAGAACUUGGUGCCCGUCUCAAAGGCGGCUCAAAUAAACGCGUUUGGUGUGAUGACUCUACAGGUUAUAGUGCUCGUUAAAGUGCUCAUGACAAUUAAACUGUACAUCAUAGCCAGGAGUCACGUUGUGAGAGAGGCGCCUAGUGCCGAGAGAGACAACAAGAAGGAAUCACUGCGCAUCAUUGUGUUUGUGGUUAUCUGCUUCUUGGCGCUGUGGUGUCCCUCGUUUGUCAAUAUCAUUGUGAGGCAGUUGACUAGAGAAGGUCUCAGGUUUAGGAAUGAAGCCACUAACGUGUUCGCCACGAUGGCACGCUUAAACGCGCUGGUAACCCCUGCGGUGUACAUCUGGGGCAGCCCUGCGCUUCGGAGGGCCGUGUGGAGAACGGUGUGGUGGAUGUUCUGUCCCAGGCGCAGUGCAAGGUAA
This is a messenger RNA of Haplochromis burtoni (Burton's mouthbrooder), 867 nucleotides long. Its product is annotated as G-protein coupled receptor 15-like. Gene Ontology annotation, molecular function: G protein-coupled receptor activity. Gene Ontology annotation, cellular component: membrane. Lineage: Eukaryota; Metazoa; Chordata; Actinopteri; Cichliformes; Cichlidae. The record is from RefSeq and is a predicted model, not a curated record. Gene Ontology annotation, biological process: G protein-coupled receptor signaling pathway. The transcript has a single exon. The coding region runs from base 1 to 867 and encodes 288 amino acids.